This is a messenger RNA of Talaromyces rugulosus, 2010 nucleotides long. RefSeq lists its product as uncharacterized. The record is from RefSeq and is a predicted model, not a curated record. Gene Ontology annotation, molecular function: serine-type endopeptidase activity; tripeptidyl-peptidase activity. The transcript has 7 exons. The coding region runs from base 1 to 2010 and encodes 669 amino acids. Gene Ontology annotation, biological process: proteolysis. NCBI's taxonomy places the organism in Eukaryota, Fungi, Ascomycota, Eurotiomycetes, Eurotiales, Trichocomaceae.
AUGGUCGUCGUCCACAUCGCGGUUCUGUCCGCGUUGGCUGCUCUAUCCAAUGCCGCUCCGUCGCAACCGAAGCAUGUCGUGCACGAAAUGCGCGAGAAGCCCUCGGCUGACUGGAUCAAAAGCGCUCGCAUUGAGCCCUCAGCUAUCCUGCCUGUUCGCAUUGGCUUGAGUCAGACAAAUCUGGAGAAGGGAGAGGAAUUCCUCAUGGACAUCUCGAACCCAGAAUCAGCCAACUAUGGAAAGUACUGGGCUUCCGACGAUGUCCAUGACAUGUUUGCGCCUCCGGAAAAGCACGUCGAUGCUGUCAGAGAGUGGCUCACGACUGCCGGAAUUGAGGGCCACCGUGUUGUCCGUUCCGACAACAAGGGCUGGCUCGCCUUUGACGCUACCACGGAAGAAGUCGAACGACUCUUGCAGGCCGAGUACCAUGAGCACGAGCAUGCUCAGAGCGACAAGAUCCGUGUCGGCUGCGACAAGUACCAUGUGCCCGAGCACUUGGCCGCGCAUAUUGAUUACAUCACCCCAGGUGUCAAGCUCACCCAGGUUGUCAAGCACAAGACCCAUGAUUAUACGAAACGUGCAAGCCACGCUGAGGCUGUCCGCACAUCCAAGUACAUCGAGGCAAACUUGGAAUUGCCAGAGGGUUGGGCUGCACCUCAGGGUCUGGCCGCUGACGUGCAGACAUGUAGUUUCAACAUGACCCCAACGUGCAUCAAGGAGCUGUACGGUAUUCCCAAGACCUUGAAGAACCCGCACAAAGACAACUCUCUUGGUUUGUAUGAACAGGGCGACUACUUUUCCAAGUCUGACUUGGACCUGUACUGGAAGAAUGUCAAUCCGGCGGUGCCCGAGGGAACGUACCCGACCCCGGCGCUAAUUGACGGAGCCAACUUCUCUGUGCCUUCGUAUAGCUCGCUCAACCAGGGCGAGUCUAAUAUUGAUAUUGAGAUGGCGUUCUCUUUGAUCUACCCGCAAACUGUCACCUUGUACCAAGUCGACGACCAGGUUUACGAGCCCGAGGAAAUAGCCACCACCAAUCUCUUCAACACCUUCCUUGACGCCCUGGACGGCUCGUACUGCACCUACGCAGCCUACGGCGAAAAGGGGGACGACCUCAGCAUCGACCCCAUCUACCCUAACCCUGCUGCAGGCGGAUACAAGGGCAAGCUGCAGUGCGGCGUGUACAAACCCACCAAUGUAAUCAGUGCCUCAUACGGCCAGGCCGAGGCUGAUCUUCCCUUAAAGUACACCCAACGUCAGUGUAACGAGUUUUUGAAACUGGGUCUGCAGGGCCACUCCAUUCUGUUUGCUUCCGGUGAUUACGGUGUAGCCUCGUUUGCGAAUGACGGCGCAGAAAACGGCUGCUUGGGACCAGAAGGCAAGAUCUUUAACCCACAGUAUCCUUCAAACUGCCCCUAUGUGACCUCGGUCGGUGGAACCAUGCUGUACAACGGUCAAUCGGUUCAGGAUACGGAAAGUGUCAUGCACGUUGACCUUGGCGGCACUGCAGCAAACUUUUCUAGCUCUGGUGGCUUCUCUAAUUACUUCUUGCGCCCUUGGUAUCAGGAAUUCGCGGUCGAGAAAUAUUUUGCGACUGCCGACCUUUCAUAUCCGUACUACGCCGAGCUCUCCGUCGAUGUGAACACGACGUCUGGUCUUUUCAAUAGUAUAGGCCGUGCUUAUCCUGAUAUUUCUGCCAAUGGUGCCUAUUUCUCGUCUUUCCUUGACGGCAAGUUUGUGCAUUUCUUCGGCGCGAGUCUGGCAUCGCCCCUAUUCGCCUCAGUAUUGACUUUGCUUAACGAGGAACGCUUGAGCAUUGGCAAAGGACCAAUUGGUUUUGUCAACCCGGUCCUUUACGCCAAUCCCCACGUCCUCAACGACAUCACGAAUGGCACCAAUGUUGGCUGCGGCUCUGAGGGAUUCUCUGCUAUUGAGGGAUGGGACCCGGCAACUGGUUUGGGCACGCCCAACUACCCGAAGAUGAAGGAGCUAUUUUUGGCUCUUCCUUAG